AACGUGAAGAGAGAGAGAGAGAGAGAGAGAGAGAGAGAGAGAGAGAGAGGAUUUCAUGGCUUUGGCCCUCCAUUUCAUGGAUCUUGAGAGAGAAGCCAGAGAAGAGAAUCAAGAAGUAGACUUGAUAUAAUUGAAAAAGUAGCUGGUCAUACGUAUCCUUCUAUACUAUCUCCUACUUUUUCUCUCCCUUUACCAUCUCAUUUUCCUAUCAAUUUCGUAGCUUUCCGUGUUUUCUUUCUUCUUUUUUUCACUUUUUCUUGUUUUUCUUGUAUCCAAGAAAUCAAUAUUUUCCCCAUUUUUCUGAUGCUACCGUGAUUCGGAGUGUAGUACUCAAUACUCAUCAAACUCGCCUCUUUCUCUUUCUCUCUCUCUCUCUUCGUCUCAUGUCCUGUAUCUCUCUCUCUCUAACUUAACAUCUUCACGCGUCUCUGUACUAUAUAUCCAUGUUCAGAUCCUUUCUUUUCACUGAUUAAGGUUUUGACAUCGAGACAUUGUCGUCUAAUGACAUUUAUUGUUCUUGAUCUUCUUUAGAUCUGGAAUCCAGAUUGGGUAAUCAGUCUUUUGAGCUGCGCACCGGCGCGACGUUUCGAUUUGUUCGGAAAUUAUAAUCAAAAUAGGAACCAUAAGUAACAUGAUGGGUGGAGGGGAUGCUCCAAAAAUGCCCAAAGUUCGGCGGUCCAUGUUUGCAGCUGAAGAAGCAAGUUACCAAGGUAAUGUUGGAGGAGAAGUACCUCUGAAGAAAGGCCCUUGGACAGCAGCAGAGGAUGCAAUUUUAAUAGAUUAUGUCAAAAAAUAUGGGGAAGGAAAUUGGAAUGCAGUCCAAAAGAACUCAGGCCUUGCCCGCUGUGGGAAAAGCUGUCGUCUACGAUGGGCAAAUCACUUGAGACCAGAUUUAAGAAAGGGUACAUUUACUGAAGAGGAGGAGCGUCGAAUCAUUGAGCUCCAUGCUAAGAUGGGAAACAAGUGGGCCCGGAUGGCGACAGAGUUGCCUGGACGUACGGAUAAUGAGAUAAAGAAUUACUGGAAUACUAGAAUUAAGAGAAUGCAGCGAGCUGGAUUACCAAUUUAUCCUCCUGAGAUAUGCCAGCAGGUUCGCAGUCAGGAAAAUCCAAAUGUGGGUACACUGAUGAGUGGAGCCAGCCAGCACUCUGAUAUCCCACAAGAUGGCAACUUCAAUGUCCCUGAACUGGAAUUCAAAGAUUAUGAUUUCAGCCGGGGUUAUCUACCAUAUGGACCCUCCAUUUUAGAUAUUCCUGAAAGCAGUCUGUUUGAACAAACUGCAGGUCCGCCGCAUAAUGAUGUUUUAUUGUAUGGAAACCCCUCGAAACGCCUUAGGGAGUCAGAGAUGCUUUAUGAUAGAUUGGACAACAGUAGCAGCUAUAUGAUCCCAGCGUUUGAUAAGUUUGUGGAUUGUACUGCUGAGCCACCUCAUCUUUUGUCUUCUCCUCCAAGCAACCUGUCCCUUGAUGCCAAUGAUCAGUUUCGUGGCAAUAAUUUCCACGGCAGCCAUGCCGCUUUAAAUGGCAACACCUCUUCUUCGGCGCCCAUAUCUGAGGCAAUGAAGUUGGAGCUCCCUUCACUCCAAUAUUUAGAAACUCAACAAGGUAGCUGGGAUGCUAAUGUAUCCCCGCUUCCUUCACUGGAGUCUGUUGAUACAAUGUUUCAGCCUUCUCCAGUUGAACACUAUCAGUCAUGUACUGUUACUCCUGAUAGUAAUGGUUUGUUAGAAUCGAUCAUUUAUGAAUCCAAGCUUCCGAGAGGUUCAAGUAAUGAUUUGUUUUGGAAGACCCCUGAUGAUUGCAUGCUGAAUGUGACUAAAACUGAGACAGAAUGGGACCAACUUGGGGAUACAAAUUCACCCUUAGGUCACUCUUCUGCCUCAGUUCUUACAGAUUAUACUCCUCCUGUUAGCAUUGGCUCAGUUGACGACACCUACUUCAUCGAACACACAAAAGCGGGACAUGAUUUGAAGCAGGAAGCAGUUUCACAGGAUCCAUCAAAUGUUUCCAAGAGGAAAGAAACUUCAGGUCAGAUAGAGAUGACAAGGCCGGAUGCUUUGCUUGACAUGUGUUGGUUUGGGAACGAUACCAGUUUCCGCUAGGAAGUCAGCGAUCUUAGAUUUGUGCUUGAGGCUUAUAUUUUGGUCUUCGUUAAUGAGGUGCCUUUUCUUGCUUUGUACAUUUGCUAUGAGCCAUUAGAUUAGUUUAAGAAAUUCUGUUGCAUUUAGAAGCUACAGUUAUGAUAGAUCAGAGCCGUUAUAUCAGAUAAUCUCUCUCCAAUAACAAUUUCAAGAAUGAUGCUGCUGAUGUUGGAACAAUGGGAUUUGAAAAUUUCGUAUAUCAGAUAAGCUGACAUUAUCAAAUCCUUGAAGUUGUUGCAGCUGAUAUUGCAAGAGUGGGAUUUGAAAUUUUUUCAUAUAAAGAUAACCAGACUUAAUCAAUUUGGUGUGAAGAUGAUGAUGAUGCUGCUGGUGCUGGAAGAAUGAGAUUUGUAAAUGCUAUAGACUCAUCUGAAAUAUCCAUGUUAUUUGAUCUCAAAAUUGGGCUCAAUUGUUCAUCCUUCACUAAAGAUUUUUGCACUGCGCCCCCCCCCCCCCACACCAAAAAAAUGUUUUCAAAUCAUUGCUGUAUUCAAUGUUGUCUUGAACGUGUCAAUUGAAAAUGUGAACUUCAUGCACCGGUUCUAAUGGAUGAUAGAACAUUUUCAGUUUGUU
Molecule: messenger RNA, 2713 nt
Organism: Prosopis cineraria
Lineage: Eukaryota; Viridiplantae; Streptophyta; Magnoliopsida; Fabales; Fabaceae
Product: transcription factor GAMYB-like
Exons: 4
Coding region: 632-2101 (489 amino acids)
Source: RefSeq, a predicted model, not a curated record